UCGACUUCUAUUGUCAAGGUCUCGAACAGAAGCCCUUAUUAAACCCUAAAACAGAACUCGUCUCUCUCAUCUCCCCUUCUCUUCUGAAAAAAGAUGAAUCAAAUUUCAAGACUUUCUCUCUGUAAAUCACUUUCAAGAGCCCCAUUUUUCAAACAAUCAAAGCCCAUUUCUUCAUUACUCUCAAAUUCAUACAUUUCUAACCCAAUUUCAUCCCCAGUUUCAAAAUUCCACACUUACAUACCUCGAUUCAGUUCAAUUCCUAGAACCCAUUUCAGAAACAAUGAGAGGAAGUUUAGUGGAGAACCAAGUUUUGAUCAGAAUAAAGAGAUUGAUGAGAUAAAUCUGAAAUUUGCAGAUGCUAGAGAAGAGAUAGAAUUAGCUUUAGAAUCAAAAGAAACUGUUUAUUUCGACGAAGAAGCUGAAACUGCUCGUGAUGCUGUACAGGUUGUGUUGGAUAAAUUUGAUGCGUUGAUGGAGAAAUUGGAUGAGAAAGAAAAAGGGGCUUUGCAGAGAUCAAUGGGAUUAAAGAUGGAGCAAUUGAAAGCUGAACUUGCCCAGUUGAAUGAAUGAAUCAUGAGGUUUUUAUGCAAAUUUUAUUGUUUUAUUGUAUGAAUAUUUUUUAGUUGCAUUCGAAUUGAUGAAAUAUUGGUUAUAACAAUAAUGAGUUGUGUUAUUAUUAUAAGAGCCACUUUGAAUUGAUCAGUGUUUGAAUGAGAAAA
Messenger RNA from Papaver somniferum (opium poppy), 719 nucleotides. RefSeq lists its product as uncharacterized. The record is from RefSeq and is a predicted model, not a curated record. NCBI's taxonomy places the organism in Eukaryota, Viridiplantae, Streptophyta, Magnoliopsida, Ranunculales, Papaveraceae. Bases 94 to 570 code for a protein of 158 amino acids. The transcript has a single exon.